UCCUCAAAGUAGAGCAGCAGCGGGUAUCUCGUCCUUCUCUUUUUUAACCCGCUGUACAAAGCGACAAUUGGACGACCACCCGCCGAGCUUGCGUAACGCGGGCGCACCGCGCUCGUGAAUCAGUUGCGUCGUAAUCUCACGGACCUAGGUUCGCGCGUCGUUAAAGGGAAGCCUUACUGCCCGAGGAAAUUUUGCCGAAGGUUACGCCGCGACCCACAUCGCGCCAACGCACGAGUACCGCCGGCGUUUCCUGCGUGUCCGCGCGAAUUGUCGCGCGCGUUUCCAUUGCGCGCGAGUGUCGAUACGCGUGGCAUUGUUUAACAAACGCGCGAAUCGCAGCCACGGUGCCAUUGUGCGGGCGCGAUUACGCGAAGGCGGAAGGGACGGGGACCCAGCUUUUCGAGCCGACAAUUAUUUCGAGCGGCGUUGAUCGCCAAAUUCGAUGUUUACACCCGUUUAGUAUCGGCGAACGAUCCUCGCUGAUCCUCGAGUGUCUCGCGACAAUAGUUCUCGCAAUUGUAAGAGCUUUCUCGGCGGUGCGGGGAGCUUCCUGGGCUGUUUAACACGGACAAAGAUUUGUUUAAGGUCUAGGCUUGAACUCCGGCGUAUAAAGCUACGCCGCAAACAACAGGCCGGGCCUUGAAAAGUUCAAGUUGUAGAGCUUUCGCUAAUAACGCGCAUUAGCGCCCCGGGCUCGUCAGGCUGUUCGCGCAAUUCACGAUUGUAUGUACAUAAUAUUCCGCCGAUAUGCAUCAAUCUGCGGUGACUGAAACCGGCGUGUCGGUAAUGAAUAAGCUGGCCGCGUCGCGUGCCCUCGCUAAUGCCGCGCGACUCUUUUUACAGGUCCUUGAAAAUUUCAGCAUGGAGUGCCCCGAAGCGGUAGAACGAGGUCGGAAUUUUCGUCUACUAGCUGAAGAGGAAUUAUCUAAGCUCUUAGAUUUUCUUACGGGGUACUUGCCUGAGUCGUUGAAGGUACGUGCUAUAUUAUACCGCAUGCCACUGUUCACCUUUCACGGCAGCUAGUAAUAUAAAUGUCUUUUCCUCAUUCCGAUUUUUCUUUUGCCACGCGUGCACGGUGCGCGCCUAUGUCUCCACGAUAACAGAUAGCGAUAGGGAAAAUUAUUGAGAAAUAUGUUUGCUGAGGACCGGUUCUAUAUUUAGAUUUAGAAUAUUACACGUCUCUUCGCUCGCCUGACACUAUUAUCUUAUAAAUUACCAACAUGCUCAAUACGGAGGCUAUAAAGCGCCGUCAGCUUCUAAUUUGAUGUUGAUGAAAGCAGAAAAAGUAUUACGGAAGAGUAAAAGUUCCCGACGAAGAGGAUGAGAGUGGCAUAGGGGAAAUAUAUAUAGAAUCCCUGAACUCUAAUGAUACAACUGAAAAGGGAGCGAUACCUAAUGAAAAAAAUACGUCGAAGAUGUGCGUUUCAACAAACCGUGUUAACUUAUAUGCGAGACAGAGUCUGGGAAUUCCAUUUCUACGUGGCUAACGAUUGGCCCGAGGACGCAAUCUGCUUACAUUUUCCCGGAAUGACAUUAUCUCCACACGGUUUGGUGUACGAGAGCGUCGGCGUCUUCUGCCCGAACAACCGGCUGGAACUGCUUCGCCUUCUCCGAGAGGAGGACAUUCUGAUAGACUGGUCGAGACCUUUGUACAUUAAUUUCGUUCACUACGAUAUUGCCGAGGAAUUAACGCGUCUUUACGAAGGUACCGGCACCAUCGAGACGGUGGUGGGCGAUGUCUGCGCGUGCGAGUACAUUGAGCAAGAGGGGGAGAGCCUAGAGGACGAGAAGUCCGACCCUGACGUCCAGGUGCGGCCUCUGAAGGCCGAGCACGCCGAGGGGAUCCACGAGUUGUACCCGGCGAACGACAUGGAAUGCCACGAGCUUUUCCUUCGACUUAUCAGGACUCUACCCGCGGCGGGAGUGUUCGCGAAGGGUAGCUUGGCCGCCUGGAUGGUUCAGUCCUAUUACGGGGCUAUGUUCUCCAUGCAGACCAAGCCGGAAUAUCGUAGGAAGGGGUAUGGGACGAAGUUAGCAAGGUACCUGACAAAACGCGUAACCGAGAAAGGAUAUUAUCCGUUUGUAGUUAUACGUCCAGAAAACGAAGCUAGCCAAAGCUUGUACAAGAAGCUGGGUUUUACACGGCUUUACCAACUCGUUCGAAUGAUCUUUAUGCCCUUCACGUGGCAGGAGAGCGAGAACGAUGCGAAUAUUCUUAGGGAUAAUUUAGAGAACGCCGUGAGACAGCUCACGAUCGAGCAGAGGGUAAUAACGGCGUUACACGACCAGGAGAAGAGCGAGGAAACGAUACGGGAUCCCGCGGGAGUCGCGGAGGACGAGUCGAUCGUCGACAAGUUUGAGGGGGGAGAGGAGGUCGAGGAGGAACUUCUCGAAACCAUCGAGGAGCGGUCCGAAGAGAGGAUAGACGUCGCGGCGAGUAACGCGGACAACGGCACAACAAUCGAAGAUGCGCCGGAAGUUGUGGAAGUUAACGGCUCUUGCGACUGCGAGACGGAUGCUGGCGGUGGAGACGAAUAAGUUUCUAGGGAACGUUUAUGCGAUAAACGACGGUCCAUAAAUUCGUACGUUUUGUUUGCUCGAAGACACGCUCUUCGCCGUGGGACAUUGAUAAGUAGCCAAGCAUUUAAGGAAAUUACAAACGGGAGUUUACGAGAUGCCGAAAUGUCACGCGGGACUCGGCUGUAUAUAUAACUUUCCUAACAGUUGUUUGAAAUCUACUUAGUUCGAUAGAUAUGAACGUCCAUUUUAAAAUAAUGACAAUUCAUAUGAAUCAUAUUCAACAAUGAUUCACGGUGAAUGAUGUAACGUUACUUUCCAAUUAUUACCGACGAUACAUUGAACAUGUCGCAACUUUACGGAACACAGCACGUAUACGCGCACACGCGCACACACACACAUACACACGCGCGCGUACACAGAGCGAUAUAUUAUACGGGAUUUCGGUUGUACUAUUUACAUAACGAUAUGUGAACACAUAUGAGGAGAGCUGCAUUCUUCGAGCGAUAGAAACGGAAGAAGAGUCAGAGAUAGGAAAUAUUUUAAGAGAUUUCAACAUUAUGGCACCGCGUUCGUGCGAGGCUUCAAUAUUCACACACGCGGAAUCCAAAUUCCUCGUGUGAUUCCUCAUAUCAGACUCUUUCCAAAACGUCGUGAAAAUCUCAGGUAUCGAAUAGCUAACGUAUCUUUGGGUUGCCAAUGUUAUAUCUCGUUAAAGUCUAUCUUGUACCGUUCCCCUAUUACAUCGGUAAAUAUAUAAUUUAAAGAAAAGCAAGACCGCCGAUGUUACCGACGAUUCGUCGUAAAAGUGCGUUGAAAAGGCGCGUCUGUUCAAUAUAAUAACUCAAAUCUUUUUAAAUGAAUUAAAUAGAACUGUCAUAUUGCGGUUGACCACUUGUGUCUACGCGCGUUUUCUCCGUUCGUUCCACGUCUACUUCGCCAUUGGGUAUUGACAAAGAAUAUACAUUGCGCGGCGUACGACGAUCUAUGAUUAUUAGGAAAUUUCGUACUAGCGUUUUCUACAUCGUUAUCGAGUUCCGUGACUCGGAAACCUUAUGUAUUGAUUUCUAGCUACUUGAAAUAUAUAUAAUAAAAUAGA
This is a messenger RNA of Vollenhovia emeryi, 3616 nucleotides long. RefSeq lists its product as uncharacterized. Bases 1366 to 2538 code for a protein of 390 amino acids. Lineage: Eukaryota; Metazoa; Arthropoda; Insecta; Hymenoptera; Formicidae. Gene Ontology annotation, molecular function: acyltransferase activity, transferring groups other than amino-acyl groups. The record is from RefSeq and is a predicted model, not a curated record. The transcript has 5 exons.